AUCUAGGUAAAAUACCUUUGAACGAAUAUUCUUGUGCGCCAACCUUGAAUCUUUUCUCCAUGGAAAUGACGGACGGCAAUGUCGCACGCGCGGCUCGCGGCUAUACAUUUUUAGGUUGGAAAUCCCCCGGAAAUGUUAUUUUACAGGCAUAAUAACAAAUUUUCUUUUCUACUUUAACGCAAUCUUUUCUUUAAAAUGACGAACUGUUUUGCCUCUCACGUGAGUUAUAUUAGCUGUGCCUGUAAUCGUGUUCCACAUUCAGCAGAUUAUGGAAAAAACGGACUUUUGUGUUACGGUGCUUCUAAUGCGGUACAAAUUUAUGAUCUCCGAACGGUGAAUAAUGCAAAAGUUUUACAGACUCUUUACCAUCACAGUGAUAGAGUCAACGUUGUACGAUGGAUUAAAUCAAGCCUCACAAAUUUUGAAACAGAACUCAUUUCUGCAUCAUCUGACGGUACUGCCAUCAUUUGGAGUAAAGUAGAAAGUUAUUACAAAGUAACAUCCAUUAUCAAUAUAAACGAUCCUCUUUCUGUUUGUUAUGCUAUUUACACAUCUGAGAACUCGAAGUCUAAUCUUCUUAUUUGUACUGGAUCAAUAAACGGUGAUUUCAGACUUUGGAAAAGAGAUACUAGUAAAGAAGCUCUUUUAUUCCAAACACUUUCCUUUGUACAAAAACUACCAAUCCAGGCUUGUAUAUCUUUUCUACCGCAGAGCAACAAUCCUCUUUUAAUAGUUGCUUUUGAUGAUUCCACGAUUCAAUUAUUUUCCCAAAAUUCGGCGGAUAGUAGUUUUGUCAAAAUGAAGGUUUUAAUCGGACAUGAAGAUUGGAUUACAUGUAUGGACAUCAUUCAAGAUGAUAACGGUAACUGUUUUUUAGCAAGUGGAUCUCAAGAUAGUUUAAUACGCUUGUGGAAGUUCAUGGUGAAAAGGAAAAACACUGCGGUUAAUGACAUUAAAUCAAAAACAGAAAAUUUCAAAGUAAAUGAAGAGUACGAAGUGGUUUUAGAGUCAAUUCUUAGCGGGCAUGAAGGCUGGGUUUAUGGUGUGAAUUGGCAUCCUUUGAUUGAAAACGACGGAAAAUGGACACAACCCAUGAAACUCUUAUCUUGUUCUUUGGAUAAAAGCAUGGUUGUCUGGGAAUUAAGCAAAGAUAAUGGGGUUUGGAUGGAAUCCGUUCGCGUUGGAGAAGUUGGUGGCAAUUCUUUGGGAUUUUAUGGAUGCAAAUUCGGACCUGCAGGUCAUACGAUUUUAGCUCAUGGUUAUCAAGGGACGUUUCACAUUUGGAGGUAUUUGAAGGAUUCGACAAAUUGGGACCCUAUUCCUGCACCUAGUGGACAUUUCGGUGGAGUCGUAGAUUUGUGCUGGGAUCCAAAAGGAAGAUACCAAGAUGUAUACAAAUCGAAAAGCUUUGUCAGAGUCAAAUCAGGAGGUUUGGUGGUGUUGAUAUCCCACGCCUUUCAGAUGCACUUGGGUUGGAAAUUGCGGAUUUUAUGGCUCUGUGCAGUGGAAUAA
Messenger RNA from Belonocnema kinseyi, 1512 nucleotides. RefSeq names its product elongator complex protein 2-like. Gene Ontology annotation, biological process: tRNA wobble uridine modification. Lineage: Eukaryota; Metazoa; Arthropoda; Insecta; Hymenoptera; Cynipidae. The coding region runs from base 196 to 1512 and encodes 438 amino acids. The record is from RefSeq and is a predicted model, not a curated record. Gene Ontology annotation, cellular component: elongator holoenzyme complex. The transcript is spliced from 2 exons. Gene Ontology annotation, molecular function: protein binding.